Molecule: messenger RNA, 2609 nt
Organism: Brachypodium distachyon (stiff brome)
Lineage: Eukaryota; Viridiplantae; Streptophyta; Magnoliopsida; Poales; Poaceae
Exons: 7
Coding region: 226-2361 (711 amino acids)
Source: RefSeq, a predicted model, not a curated record
CCCCCCCCGCCCUGCCCCCGUUGCCCAGCCCACCGCCUCCGCGCCUCCCCUUCGCUGGUAACAUCCGUGAGCUCCAUUCUACCCCUCCUCCUCGUCGGAAUCCCAUCCCAGAUCUGCAAUCGCCCUUUCGCUGCUGCUCCAUCGGUCACCCUGACCGAACCGAGGUUUGAGUGAAGUUGAGUUGGUGAGUGGGAUUGCCUGCUGGGGAUCCUGUGGAAUUGGGAGAUGCUCAGCACUUCCACAGACUACUUGCACUCCGGUGGCAACGACAUCAAUGGAGGCAAUGGCUCCAGACCACUCGGGAGGGAGUGCGUUUCAUGGACCGAGGAAAUGAGCGGAUACCUCAUCGACGCUCUUCUUCAUCAGCAGGUCAUCGGGAACAGGACCGCCGAGGGCAGGUUCCACACAACCGCCUUUGACAAUGUCAUCAACUUGGUCUCUGGUAAAUUCGGGGUCAACAUCGACCGCUCGCACAUCAAGAACCGUCUCAAGCAUGUGAAGGAUACCUUCCAUGAAUGUGAGAGUCUCUUCGGUAAGGAGAGCGGCAUAAAGUGGAACCAGGGCACCAGGAGGUUCCAUGCCGACCCACAAGUUUGGAGAGAAUUUAUUGAGAGAAAACCAGAAGCAAAGAGAUGGAUGACGAAGACUAUCAACCAUUACGAUAGGUUGUUAGAAUUAUUUGGCAAGGAUAGGGAGAGAUCUCCAGCGGUCUCGAGUCCAAAAGUUAAUCCGAAACAGAAGGCACAAAUAGAACCAUCAAAAGAGAGACCUCCGGACAAAAAGGUGCGAGUUGAACCGCCAAAAGAGAGAUCUGGACGUCAAUGGAUGCCAUCGGAUGGCUUGCAGUUAGACGUUGUCCAAAGUUCAAAUCAACCGCUGAAUGCAGGCGAGGUGCGUGCUGAGGUGGUAACAGAAAAAAACAUACCCAGGGAACUUCAUUUAUCAGAAUUGUGCAGAAGUGAGAAUGGCCUUGUUGCUAUACCUGUUUGUGCUAAUGCUUAUGGUAAAGGUUUACCCUAUGCACCUGAAAAUUGGCCACUUGAUGGGGAUGAAUGGUACUGGAAAGUGGGAAACAGAUCUGCUGCGGGAGGGCACUGGGUUGACAGGUAUCUUAUUCCGCCCUCUCGUUUUCGUGAUGCUACUGGCAAGAAGACAUCAUUCACUAGUAGAUUAAAAGUUGAAGAAUUUAUCAAGAAAGACUUUCCAGAUGUUGACCCUAGUACAUUCUUUUCUAAGUUUAUUUGGAAGAUUCCUGCUGAAGAAAGCAUUAAUCAAAGAGGAACUCAGCAAGUUAGACUCCAUGAACCCGAAAGUGGCUUUCCUGAUCCAGCGGGACCAUGCAAGGCUCGGAAUAACUCAUGCAAUCUUGAGAGAGAAGGAUUUAUUGAAUCAUCAGCACUACAUGAUUGUCAAAUCUGCUGCCCAGAGCCUAAUUUCUGUCGUGAAUGCUGUUGCAUUCUCUGCGGCAGAGUUGUUGACAAUUCCUUUGGAGGCUAUAGCUACAUAAAGUGCAAGGAAGUUGUGAAAGAUAACUAUAUAUGUGGGCAUGUAGCGCAUCUUGAUUGUGCUCUUCGAUGUUACAUGACUGGAACUGUUGGAGGAACAAUUGGCUUGGAUGUGCAAUAUUACUGCAGGUGGUGUGAUAAGAAAACUAACUUGAUGAUGCAUGUGGAGAAACUCUUGGAAACAUGCCGAUCUCUUGAAUCAAGGGAUGAAAUUGAGCCUAUCCUGAAUAUGGGCUUAUGCAUCUUGCGUGGUUCAGAGCAAGCAAAAGCAAAAGACUUGGAGAACUAUAUGGGGUCAGCUCUGGCAAAGAUGAAAUCUGGGGUUGAUCUUGCUGAAGUCUGGAAAAUUGAAAAUGGUGAUGGCAUGUCAAUACCGAGUUCAGGAGAACUUUCCCCACCUAUUACUGAUGUCACAUUGCUAGGCGUUGAGCAGAAGUACCCAUAUCUAAGUGAUCCACUGGCUGCUAAUGAAGCUGUCGAAAACCUUCCAAUUUUCAUUACUGGUGAUCACAACGUUAUGUCUGCCAAAUUUGAGAAUGAGAUAGACCGGGCCCUUCUAGAACUGAAGAGAUCUCAGGAAGCAGAAUUCAGGCUGGCAGAGCAGAGGCUCUAUUCCCAGAGAGAUUACAUCCUCAGUCUGUACCGGCAGCUUGAGUCCGACAGGUCCGAGCUUGCAGAUCCUAAGCCCUUAUCCGAUAGUUCAAGAUACAACGUGCUUGUCUCCAAUAUUACUACCCUGGUGAAUCAGGCGAAGCGUGAGGAGGAAAAGUUCAAGGCCAUGCUGAAAGUUUCUAAAGGAUUCGGCAAAACAUCGGCAAAGGUCGUCCAGGAGCAUUUUGGGUUAUCUGCUGAUUAGUUCGAAGUUCGACUAGUUUUAACUUAGAUACCGUAGUUUACCAUAUACCGUACUUGGCUUUGUUGUUGUACCGUUGUACUUGUAGCGGUUGUAUAUCCUGCUCUUAGGAUUAUUUUCCCUAGGGUGCUGCUCUCUUCAGCCCACACCAUAGGAUCAGUCGCUCCCAUGUCAAACAUUCCCUCCAACAUUUAGUUUACUAGUUUGCACUUACAUCUGGUGAUCAUUGUGUUGGUCUUUUUUUCCACUUA